AUGUGUACGGAAAUGCAACGUGAAGUCGUUUCCAUCGACAUAGCGGCGUAUAUCAAGGACGAGAUGGACAGGAAGUACGGUCACUCGUGGCAAUGCGUUGUUGGAAGAAACUUUGGUUCUUUUGUGACCCAUGAGACAAAUCACUUCAUGUACCUAUACGUGAGAUAUACCGCAGUGAUGAUUUUUAAGACUGGCUGUUGA
Cooperia oncophora is the source of this 201-nucleotide messenger RNA. Lineage: Eukaryota; Metazoa; Nematoda; Chromadorea; Rhabditida; Trichostrongylidae. The record is from the annotation of a GenBank genome assembly.